AUGUCGAAAGCCAGCGAAGGACAGAUCCGCCCAUCCGGUUCUACAAAGAAACGAGCCGCUGACAUUGUGAGUGAAGUAGAUGGAGCACCGGAUCGGAAGAGAGCGAAAGUGUUUCCCAUCUUUGAGAAGCCGGGAACCCAGAAAGCCGAUGCGGAGUCAAUCUUCCACUGGAUUUCUCCUGCACUCGGGUCAAAGAAGACUUGUCUACAUGGUGUCAAUCUUUCACCAGAGAGCCGCCCCAAGAUUGCCGCCUUCGACUUGGACGGAUGCCUCAUCCAAUCAAGCGUCUACAAGAAGAGUACGGGGCCACCCCAAUUCCAAUGGUGGAGAUCGAGUAUCCCCAAGAAACUCAAGGAAGUACACGAAGCUGGCUAUGCAAUUGUGAUUAUGACAAACCAGGCUCUGCGCUCAGCCGCGCUUGCUGAUUGGAAGAAAAAGGUUCCUUUGAUUGGUGGUGAUGCAAGUGACGUCCCAUUCCGCAUCUUCGCCGCCACUGCCCGAGAUGAAUACCGCAAGCCAAUGCCGGGCAUGUGGUAUGAGCUGGAACGCAUAUAUGCGAGCGAUAGUGUUCAAAUAGAUAGAGCGAAUUCCUUUUUUGUUGGAGAUGCAGCGGGGCGCGCAUGCGAUCACGCCGGGACGGACAGGAAGUGGGCACUUAACGUUGGGAUUGCCUUCCACACACCAGAGGAAUACUUCCUGAACCUGCCGAAUGCACCAUAUACCCUAUCAGGGUUCCAUGUAUCUUCUCUCCCCUCUGACUUACCGCAUAUCACGCCUCCUGACGCGACUAUUGUGCCUCCAUCGCUGGAGACACCAGAGGUCGUUGUAUUCGUGGGCUUCCCUUCCUUAGGGAAGUCCACCUUCUAUAGAAAAUAUUUCGCAUCAGCCGGAUACGCCCAUGUCAAUCAAGACACCCUGCGGACACGAGAUAAAUGUGUUAAAGCGGCGGAAGAAGCAGUUCAUGAAGGAAAGAGUUGUGUCAUUGACAAUACGAAUAGGAAUGCGGAGACGAGAAGAUACUAUGUUGAAGUUGCCCGUAAAGCGAAGAUCCCUGUCAGGUGUAUAGUGUUUGAUAGCUCUAUCGAGCUCGCAUGGCAUAACAACCUCUAUCGUGCAUUCAAUUUGCCUCCCACAUCAAUUGUAAGAGAGCCGAAGAGAGAUUUAUUGCCGUAUAAUGCUUUCACGGGUUUCCGCGCACAAUAUGAAGAACCACAGUCCAGUGAAGGAUUCGCUGAGAUUGUUCACGUAAACUGGGUGUUUGAGGGAGAUGAGGAAGAAAAAAGGCGGUGGAGCAUGUGGCUGCAGAUUGAUGGAAAGUAA
Molecule: messenger RNA, 1320 nt
Organism: Fibroporia radiculosa
Lineage: Eukaryota; Fungi; Basidiomycota; Agaricomycetes; Polyporales; Fibroporiaceae
Exons: 11
Coding region: 1-1320 (439 amino acids)
Biological process (GO): DNA repair
Molecular function (GO): double-stranded DNA binding; polynucleotide 3'-phosphatase activity; ATP-dependent polydeoxyribonucleotide 5'-hydroxyl-kinase activity
Source: RefSeq, a predicted model, not a curated record